GUGGUUCUCUUUUCUGUGCAAGUAUAAAAAUCUAAAUUGUCUUAUUUAAAAGUCCAUCAAAAGCGAAAAAAGACGAAAAAAAAUGAGCUCCAAAGCUGUUCCUCUCGACGUUUGGGUUCAUAUGGAGAAGCCCCCGUAUGAUCCGAUCAUGUCCCUCGACAAAUCCGCCAGGGACGCGGAGGAGCCCAAAGCCAAUCUUGUGAUCGGCGCCUACCGAGAUGAAGAAGGUAAACCUUAUCCCUUCAAAGUCGUACGCAAGGCGGAUCGCAUGCUGAUGGAUCAAAAUCUUAAUUAUGAGUACCUCCCAAUGGCCGGAAACGAAGAAUUUGUGGACGCCGCGAUGGAGCUGUUGUACGCUGAUUCGGCCAAACGAGAGAACCUGGCGGCGGUACAGACGGUUGGCGGUACUGGAGCCGUUUACGUGGGCGCUCAACUGAUGAGUUACAUCUUCGACAAGACGACGAAACCAGUUUACAUCCCCUCCCCCACAUGGCCAAACCACCCUUCCAUCUUCCAUUUCACCGGGUGGACGACGAAGACAUAUCGCUACCUCGAUACUAAGACGAUCGGUCUGGAUUUCCAAGGGAUGAAGGAGGAUAUCCAGAACGCUCCUGACGGUUCGAUCAUCCUGGUGCACCUUUGCGCGCACAACCCCACCGGCAUCGAUCCCUCCCACGCUCAGUGGGAUGAGCUUGUCGAGAUUUUCCUCGCCAAACGCCACUUCGCCUUUUUUGAUGCCGCCUACCACGGAUUCGCAACCGGAAGCGUUGAUCAAGAUGCGUACGCGUUACGUCUGUUCACCCGGCGGGGGGUUCAAAAUGUCUGUUCGCAGUCGUUUUCCAAAAACACUGGCCUCUAUGGCGAGCGUAUUGGCACCUUAUCGGUCGUGCUCAAAGAUAAGUCGCAGGUGCCUGAUGUCAAGGGUAAAAUUGAGUUCAUCAUUCGCAGGUGUUAUACCACCCCACCUAUUCACGGCGCUCGACUUGUGCACUUGAUCCUCACCAACCAAGAGCUCCGUAAAGAAUGGGAAGAGGAACUGAAGGUGGUCUCUGCGCGUAUCAGAACUAUGCGUCAGCUUCUCUACGAUAAUCUUAAAGAGCUUGGGACCCCUGGCUCAUGGGAACAUAUUCUCAGCCAAAUCGGUUUGUUUUCUUUACUCGGACUCACUAAAGAGCAGUGCGACUAUUGCAUAUCUCAUAAUGUAUUUAUUACACAAACGGGGCGAGCAAAUAUGGCAGGCUUAACCGAACGAACUGUGAAACUUCUGGCGAAGACUAUUGAUGAUGCUAUAAGGCUUAAGAAAUAAAUACAUCUAAAAAUUAUAUUGUAGUUAUUGUAAUUAAAUAUUUUUGUUGGUUUAAACAUAAUAAAUUGACCUAUGGGCAACGCAAAUCAAUAUUUUCUAAGUAGUACAAAAAAAUAGGGAUCCAUAUAACUUAAUUGUAGAAGAAUUCAGACGCAAAACUGAGCAUUAA
This is a messenger RNA of Phytomonas sp. EM1, 1475 nucleotides long. NCBI's taxonomy places the organism in Eukaryota, Euglenozoa, Kinetoplastea, Trypanosomatida, Trypanosomatidae. The record is from the annotation of a GenBank genome assembly.